Messenger RNA from Coffea eugenioides, 1916 nucleotides. Its product is annotated as anthocyanidin 3-O-glucosyltransferase 2-like. The transcript has a single exon. The record is from RefSeq and is a predicted model, not a curated record. Gene Ontology annotation, molecular function: UDP-glycosyltransferase activity. Lineage: Eukaryota; Viridiplantae; Streptophyta; Magnoliopsida; Gentianales; Rubiaceae. Bases 424 to 1887 code for a protein of 487 amino acids.
GAGUUUUGCCAAUUUCUUGUCGAUCUGAGUUGACUCGGUCAAUAUCAACCGAGUCAACCCGAGUUAACUCCAAUCCUGAUCAAACAAGUGAUUCAGAUGUUGGUAUGGUACUGAUAGCUGCCGUUCCGGUUGACUCGGGCGAGUCAACUCGGAACCGACCGAUAUGGCGAACUUGGCUGUUGCUUUGGCUUAUUUAAAGGGCUUUACGUUUGUUGUAACCAGCAAACAAUAAGAAAGUUUAGUAAAAGAAAAGUAGCCUCCCUAGUCCUUUAGUUACUUCAUUUCUGGCCUCGGGAAGUUGUUCGUCUUCCUCGUUUGUUCACAACAGCGUUGCAACUUGUUUUCGAUAUUUGAGGGCCUACAAGAGUUACAUUUCUUUCAGGCUCUUCCUUUCUUGAAUCUGUUUCCAAUUCUUUCUCACCAAUGGAGAAAGUUGCACUAGUGAUGGUGGUUUCACCUAUAAUGGAACAUCUAACACAAGCUCUAGAGUUGGCGAAGGUCAUGCUUCAAAGAAACAAUCAACUAUCAAUCACAGCCCUUAUCAUGAAAAUGUCAAUUGACCCUGAAGGCACCACCAAAAUCCAGUCUCUGAUCGCUAGCACCAACGUCGAGCGCCUCGACUACCAAGACCUUCCAACUCCGGAAGAUACCUCUGACUGGAAUCACACACUCUGGCAAGGCUUCUUGCAGCAACUCAUUGAUUAUCAGAAAAUUCAUGUAAGACGAAUAGCCUCAAAAAUUAAUCAUUUAUCAGGAUUCUUAUUAGACUUGUCGUGCAUGGCUAUGGUUGAUGUAGCUGAGGAGCUUGGAGUUCCUACCUACUUAUUCUUCACCUCUAGUGCUGCUUUUCUUGGUCUUGUAUUACAUUUUCAAUCCCUUGAAGAUGAGGAUCAAAAGGAGAUACCGGAGCUUGUGAAAACUGGGAUGGACUUCACUGUCCCAUGUUUUGCCAACCCGGUACCAAUCACAGUGCUACCAAAACUAGCAAUCAUCAAGGAAUAUUGGUCAAGCGGGGUCCUGUUAUUGGUUCGUGCAUACAGGAGGACAAAAGGCAUUAUAGUGAACACCUUUGCCGAUCUUGAAACUUAUGCUAUUCAAUCAUUUUCAAUCAAAUCUUCUUCCUAUGGUAACUCAAAACUGCCACCAAUUUAUCCUGUUGGGCCAAUUCUGAGUAGAUCCCAAAUCAAGACUCAAUCUACAAAUGACAAUUCAGAACUAAUGAAUUGGCUGGAUUGUCAGCCUGAAAAUUCUGUAGUUUUUCUCUGCUUUGGAAGCUCGGGAGCUUUCCAGUCAGAUCAAGUGCACGAAAUAGCAUACGGCUUAGAGCAAUCUGGGUAUAGAUUCAUUUGGGUUCUUCGUCAGCCACCGGCCAACAUUGGAGGAUUGGCCAGGGAGUACGAGAAUCAUGAACAUGUUUUGCCAGAUGGUUUCUUGAACAGAACGGCUUCAACUGGAAAAGUUGUGGGAUGGGUUCCACAAUUGGAUAUUCUGUCACACCCGGCUGUGGGGGGUUUCGUGUCACAUUGUGGCUGGAAUUCAGUAUUGGAGAGUAUAGUCUGUGGGGUACCCAUUGCCACUUGGCCGUUGUACGCAGAGCAACAGCUGAAUGCGUUCCAAUUGGUCAAAGAGUUAGGAAUUGCUGUGGAAGUCAGUCUGGAUUACGACCAAUCGAACCCAGAUGAAGCUUUGGUCAGAGCAGAACGAAUUGAGAAAGGAAUACAGGAACUCAUGGAUGUUGACAAUAAAUUGAGGAAAAGGAUCAAAGAAUUUAGUGAGAAAAGCCGGCUAGCAAUGGAGAAAGGUGGAUCGUCUCAUUUGGCCUUGGACAAUUUUAUAGAGUAUAUCUGCUCUAACCACCAUCAAGUGUCGCAAGAUGAAAAAAUUUGAGGAUUUUUUCUGUGACCUUAUAAAUCAAA